Molecule: messenger RNA, 465 nt
Organism: Blastomyces gilchristii SLH14081
Lineage: Eukaryota; Fungi; Ascomycota; Eurotiomycetes; Onygenales; Ajellomycetaceae
Exons: 2
Coding region: 1-465 (154 amino acids)
Source: RefSeq, a predicted model, not a curated record
AUGCAGUCCUUGCCAACUACACCAGAUCCUCGAACGUUCCGUUGGAUGACGAACCAUUCCUACCGAUUCAAUCAAGAUACGGAGAAUGUCGAUUGCCGACGAGAUGUUGGCGAACCUGAACUGCUCUUCAAUAUCAUUACGGAUUAUUUUAUAACAAUGAAUAUUUCCAUCACAGGGACGCAAUACUGGGAGAGCUAUGCAGUCAUUGUGCUGGAGCAUCUGACUUCUAAUCCAAACGGUGUUCCAAAACCGACAGGAGAUAUCGCCCAAAAUGAGACACUCCUCCCCGAUGUCAUGCUGGGCUCAAAAAAACAGUUUCAGGGUCGUGAAAAUUUUGACGUCGACCCGAGUCCUAUCUUAAAGCCGAAUUGGGAAAUAAGUAAGUACAUAAUGAUGGCCUUCUGCGUAACACGCGUGUCUUUCAUCCCGUGGCAGGCAAAAUGGAAGAGGAAUCAAGGACAAUAA